GUGUGAUGAACAUUACGGCCAUGGGGUGUGAUUGAGGUUUGCUGAGCGUGUUAAGUGUGAUGAACAUUACGGCCAUGGAGGGUGCUGCGUCCUGGAACGAUUACGGAUAGUUGUGGUGUGCAAUGCUUGGCAAUUCUUUGUCGCUAUUUUGCAAAACAGCAUCGGCUCCAAAACACACAAAUUGUUUCGUCUGUUCCUUAACUUGUGAUACCUUCACAUGAAACCGUUGUUUCACAACAAAUCAAACAAGCAUAAAUACUGGGCUAUGUCUCGCGCUCAUGCGAAUUUCUGUUCUCUUAUACGCUGUGUUUAUGCGCUAUGCACGUGCAAGAAUGAUUAACGAGCUCGAUUACUUCACGGGCAAGGACAUUUACAUCAAGCUUGCGGGCUACCCCUCAAUACAUCUGGCAUACAGCAUCAAGGACAACGCGUUCCGAUUUGUUAACUCGAAUCUUAGUCCGUCCAUCUUUGCAUAUGAUGACCGUGCACGCAUAACCACGAACGGUAACAAAUUUGAGCUUGUCAUCGGCGGUGUGCAGGCUUGUCUGAAGAAGGACCGCAUCGUGCGAUGCGAUAGCAGUGAUUCAAAGACAUCCUCGCUCUUUAAAAUCACGAAGGAUCAGUACGGUUUUGAAAUAGCGAACAACGACUCGUGUAUCACAAAGGAAAUGGACACAAAGACAAACAUGAAGAAAUGCAUGCAGACAGAAGAUCAGAUGUACGAUUUUGAGACGAGCGGAUCGCUCGGGUGCAAGGAUGCGGAGGAACAGAACGAUGUGCGGAUGAUGAACGUCGAGCGAGCACUCGGCGAGUUAAUGCGUGAGAUGGCCUGGCGGAACAACGAUACGCACUACUCGGACGGCAUGCGAUACGCGCCAUUCUACGAUCACGGGCCGAGUACCAUGCGGGUGGAUAGCUUUGGCGAUAAAUUGGUGCAGCAGGAGAGUCCACUGCACGGGUACCUGAGUGACAGGUUCAUACACGAACGGCCUGUUCACGAUGCACCCAUCUUCGACACCCAUGCAAUGCAUGAACAGCCGAUACACACCACAGAAACGAUGGUGCACGAGACAGAAGCUUUCCCGAGAUACGUGCAGUCGGAGAUGCAUGUCGAGCCUGUGCACCACGCGGUUAUUCACAGCGAAGAACGGCCAGUGGUGAUCGAGAAUAGACCGAUCGUACAGGACCAGCUACACUCUGAAAAGACGAAGAUAGUUCCUGGCAAAACGACCGUAGAGACGAAGACGGUGCCUGUGAAGAUGAGGGUCAGAACACAAAUGGCGCCAACCACAAAGACAGUGGUGACCGAGACAGUGACAGAUCAAGAUGUGGUCAAUGAGGAAGCCGAUGUGAGCUAUGACGAGGAGACCGAUGUUGAGGAUGUAAAUUCGCUGUGA
Molecule: messenger RNA, 1397 nt
Organism: Vavraia culicis subsp. floridensis
Lineage: Eukaryota; Fungi; Microsporidia; Pleistophoridae
Exons: 1
Coding region: 279-1397 (372 amino acids)
Source: RefSeq, a predicted model, not a curated record